Molecule: messenger RNA, 1831 nt
Organism: Umbelopsis ramanniana AG
Lineage: Eukaryota; Fungi; Mucoromycota; Umbelopsidomycetes; Umbelopsidales; Umbelopsidaceae
Exons: 6
Coding region: 169-1701 (510 amino acids)
Biological process (GO): phospholipid biosynthetic process
Cellular component (GO): endoplasmic reticulum membrane
Molecular function (GO): glycerone-phosphate O-acyltransferase activity; glycerol-3-phosphate O-acyltransferase activity
Source: RefSeq, a predicted model, not a curated record
CUUAUCUUUUGUAUAAAGAAAUCUUCAUAGGUUGGUGACAACCCCAGUCAUGCAGCUGGAUGACCACCGCCCCGCAAAUUUACACAUAAAAAUGCCGGUGGAAAUUGUGCCACAUGCUGUCCACCUGGGGUCACUCAAGCCAGGCUUUUUUAUUUUAACAAACUCUCCAUGCCGUUUGGAACAUCCCAUGAAGCCAUUGUGCAAAUCUCUCGGCUUGCACUAUGGUCUUUUUACCGACGAAUAGAAGUACAGGGCGAACAGAACAUGCCUGAAGACGGCCCUGUCAUCAUAGCUGCCACCCAUCAUAACAUGAUUGUCGACCCUGCUGCACUAUCAAAUACUAUUCCACAUGGUCGUAGAUGCCAUUACUGGGGCAAACAUACCAUGUUUUCGCACCCUCUGGCCAAACGGAUUCUGGAUGACAGUGGCGUUCUUCCAGUCGACAGAACCACUAAGAACAACACCCUUCUAUACGCCUCUACUUACCAGGUAUUGAGGUUGGGUGAAGUGGUGGCUGUGUUCCCCGAAGGUACAUCUCACACGCUACCAAGAAUGGGAGAAUUCAAGGACGGAGUCAGUUGGGCGGCACUUGAGUAUGCCAAAUCAUUGGUAGACGAUAAUAAGCCAAACCCUGAUGGGUCAAUUCCUAAACCAGCCGUCGUGGUUCCUGUUGCCAUUGUGUACGAUGACAAAGCAAGUUAUAGAAGCAAUGUGAUUGUCAGAUACGGUGAACCGAUAACCAUGGACAAAUACUUGCCCCUCUUUUUGAGCGAAGGCAAACCAGCUGUCAAGCAGCUUUCGAGAGACAUUGAGGAAGCCAUCAUUAGAAUGACCAUAAAUGCGCCAGACUGGCUUUCGUAUUACUCGGCAUAUGCGGCCAGAGACAUCCUCUUUUCUGACAAGACACUUGUGUCUGAUUUCGUGCCCGUAACGCAAAGUUUGAUCAAUUCAUUGCAUGAUUGGGCUGAAAAGGAGGACGAUGUUAAACUUUUGCAAUUGGAUUUGCAAACAUAUCAUCAGGACCUGAAGAAACUGAAGUUGCGUGAUCAGCAUAUCGCAAAAUACGACGAAGAAACCAUCACGGCCAUUGCUACCAUAGCACAGCUUAUCCAAAAGUCUCUUAUGUCACUUGUCGAUCUCCCUCUUUUCUUACCUGGCCUCAUUGCGCACUUACCGCUGUAUAUCGCCGGCUAUUAUGCUGGUAAGACUGAGAUCUACAUGGAAGUUCGUGCUCAAAACAAGAUCUUCUUGGGUAUGUUGCUCGCCAUCUUCACCUACAUUUGGGUGUUCUUCUGGAGCUGGUUCAAACUCUUUGGAGCAUCUUUCUGGGGUCUUUUCGUAGCUGUUGGUGUCACUGCUACUUUCAUGUGGUACCAUGUGGUAUCCAUCGAUGAACGCUAUGACGAUUGGAAGGAUUUAAUUGGACGCUGGAGAUUAUUCGAUGCAUUUGUAAUGGGCAGAGGCAUGUGGAAGAGGCGUGAUCGUAUACAAGAAGUUAAGAAGCUUCGCCAGAAAUGCCAGCGUGGACUACAAGCCUUUAUUCGCCAACACCACAUCGAGGACCCAGAUCUUGACUAUGUAUGGCUGUCCGUUCGCUCUCGAGCCAAGGAGUUAAACCAGGUUGGCAGCGCAUCCCAACGCGGCAAGCUUACUUCACAAAUGAAGCGUGCACGAUCCUACAAGUGGGCUCUCGAGGAGUAAUAAAAUCAGUGGAUAUGUUUUGUUUCUUUGUAUUAUCGUUACAAGAAGAUAAAAUUAGUAUCUAGAAUGAGAGAAGGUAGCCAGAAAGAUUCCUUGCAGCUUAUGACAAUUUCGUUGCACUCCGCAAAAG